UUCUGGGGUAGCGGGUCAUUCCUCUUGCUGAGCUUCUAGGCUCAGCGAAGAAGGUAGCUCGGCGUGGGCGGCAGCAUUUUGCCGCCGCCACCAUGGCGCUGCGGAGCUGUGUCCGGCCGCUGUUGUUGAGUGUCGGUGCUGCCGCCAGGCUCCGUGGGGCCAGAGAAGGUCUUCGUUUCACAUCUGCUAAAGCCAGCUUCGAAGUUGCCAGCACGGAGGUAGACACGAGGGAAAACGAGGUUGUUGCCCCGAAUUUCACCAACCGGAACCCUCGGAACCUGGAGCAGUUGGCACUCGCCAGGAAGGAGCGUGGCUGGGAAACAAGCUGGCCCAGUAGAGAGUUUUGGCGUAGGUUACGGUUUGAACGGACACAGCAGUAUGUGGAAGCCUUUGUUGAAGAUCCCAGGGGUAACGUUAUUGUCUUGGCCUCUACCCGGGAGUGGGCUAUAAAAAGACAUUUAUACAGCCCUAGGGGUGUGGUAGCAUGUAAGAAUAUUGGACUUGUGCUGGCACAACGCUGUCUGGAAGCAGGAAUCAACUUUGUGGAAUUCAAAGCUGUUGUCCCUUGGGAACGCCACUCUGACUCGUUCCAGGGUUUUGAAAAAGCCAUGACAGAUGGUGGUGUUGUCCUGCGGGAGCCACGAAGAAUCUAUCAAUAAUAUGGAGACUGCUGGAGAAAGUUCUUGUGAAGGAAAAUCAACAGUCAUGUAGAAAAGGGCACUGGAGAAAUUAAGGUCCAGAGCUUGAACAAAUUGGAGGAUAGUAUCUUAAAAUAAAGUUUUAUUUCAUAGAAC
Molecule: messenger RNA, 794 nt
Organism: Gavialis gangeticus (Gharial)
Lineage: Eukaryota; Metazoa; Chordata; Crocodylia; Gavialidae
Gene: MRPL18
Product: mitochondrial ribosomal protein L18
Exons: 4
Coding region: 93-659 (188 amino acids)
Biological process (GO): translation
Cellular component (GO): ribosome; mitochondrion
Molecular function (GO): structural constituent of ribosome; 5S rRNA binding
Source: RefSeq, a predicted model, not a curated record